Volvox carteri f. nagariensis is the source of this 426-nucleotide messenger RNA. RefSeq lists its product as uncharacterized. The transcript has 4 exons. NCBI's taxonomy places the organism in Eukaryota, Viridiplantae, Chlorophyta, Chlorophyceae, Chlamydomonadales, Volvocaceae. The record is from RefSeq and is a predicted model, not a curated record. The coding region runs from base 1 to 426 and encodes 141 amino acids.
AUGGAUACCCGCAAUGCAAUCCUUUUGCUGUGUAAUGUAAUCCUGGGCGGAUAUCCAACAGAUGCUGUGGUCCGGGUCCGGGAGCUAACCGUCGGGAAUCCUGUGAACGGAACAUCCUUGCUUGGAUACAAGGUCCAGUUCUUGCGCACAGACUCGGAGCGUGUACGGGUCAGUGUGCCGGAGGUCCCGGAAUCCCCGGCCGCCUACGUGCUGAUGUCCGACCGAGGCUACACAGCUUCGGUGGCUAGCCAGGCGGACAGUGUCUACCAGGUUAUCAACAACGUGUUAACUCCGCCACGGACCGUCAUGCUGUCCUGGCUCACCCCGCACGUGGGCGCUGACGUGGCAGAGCAAGUCGUGGCGGCGCUGUCAAAGCCAGCAUUGGAGGCCGCCAUCGUGGAUAUCGGCAGAGAUAAGAAGAAGUAA